AUGCUGAGACGGCAUGGCCAAGCUGUUGCCGAUAGUUACCGUGCAAGUGGGAGUCUGGUUGAGCAGCAGGCAGGCGCGGCAGCAGCACCCCGCGGCAGCAGCACCCCGCCACAACAGCCCGCGGAGCCACCUGUUGCGGGGACAGCAUUGGCGAUCAAGGAGGAGCUGCGGCAGGAUGCACCGGCCUCAGACACGCCCACAGGGGUGCUGGACCUGCCGCUGUGCCACCAGCUACGGCGCUCGUCGUCAGAGGAGCAUGAACUGGAGGAAGCGCCAGGCAGCGAGCAUGCGCUGGCGCUGCCAGGAGGGCACGCGUCGCUGCUGCGCUCGAGACAGCACCAUCAGGGGGCUGGUGCUGUGUUUUGA
Molecule: messenger RNA, 366 nt
Organism: Chlorella variabilis
Lineage: Eukaryota; Viridiplantae; Chlorophyta; Trebouxiophyceae; Chlorellales; Chlorellaceae
Exons: 1
Coding region: 1-366 (121 amino acids)
Source: RefSeq, a predicted model, not a curated record